Messenger RNA from Thecamonas trahens ATCC 50062, 2196 nucleotides. RefSeq lists its product as uncharacterized. Gene Ontology annotation, biological process: protein phosphorylation; intracellular signal transduction. Bases 1 to 2196 code for a protein of 731 amino acids. Gene Ontology annotation, molecular function: iron ion binding; MAP kinase activity; L-ascorbic acid binding. Gene Ontology annotation, cellular component: nucleus; cytoplasm. The transcript is spliced from 3 exons. The record is from RefSeq and is a predicted model, not a curated record. Lineage: Eukaryota; Apusomonadida; Apusomonadidae.
AUGACGGUCGACGCCCGCUAUCGGGUCGACAAGAUCCUCGGCAAGGGCGCGUACGGCGUUGUCGCCGAAGGCCUGGAUCUGGUGACGGGAAAGAAGGUGGCGAUCAAGAAGCUGCUUGACCUGUUUGCGCAUCCGCUGUCGGCCAAGCGGUCGCUCCGCGAGCUCAAGAUUCACUCGUUCCUCAAGCAUCCGAACAUUCUGGAGGUGCACGACAUCAUGGUGGUCGACAAGACGGAGCAGACGACGUUCAACGAGAUCUAUCUUGUGGUCGACCUCAUGAAGGUCGAUCUGCACUUUAUCAUUUCGUCGGGCCAGCCGCUGACGCAGGACCACUACCGGUACUAUAUUUACCAGCUGGUCAAGGCACUCAAGUACCUGCACUCGGCCAACUGCAUGCACCGUGAUCUCAAGCCGGCCAACUGCCUCUCAAACGCCAAGUGCUUCCUUAAGGUCUGUGACUUUGGCCUCGCGCGGCAGCACAUGGCCAUCUCAUACGCGGCUGUCGUGGUGACCCGCUACUACCGGGCGCCCGAGCUCUUCCUUGACCCACUCAACUACAACGAGUCGAUCGACAUGUGGUCGGUCGGCAUGAUCCUCACCGAGUUUCUCUGCGGCAAGCCGUGGCUCCGCGGCAUCUCUGACUCACACCAGCUCAACCUCAUCCUCGACACCUUUGGCCCGCCGCCCGAGGACCUGGUCGCCAUGUACCGCUACCCGAAGGCCCAGGCCUACGUCCACGACUACGAGUACCCGGCCCCCCGCCCGCUCGCCGAGCACUUUCCCGAGGCCGAGCCCGAGCUCAUCGACCUGCUCGAGCGCAUGCUCGCUGUCGACUGGCGUGUCCGCAUCUCUGCCGCUGACGCCCUUGCCCAUCCGUUCUUUGCCAAGAUCCGCAAGCCGGCGUCAGAAAUCGUCGCCGACGCCGAGUUCCCCACCUUUGACUUUGAGCUCGCCGACGACCUCCCCAUUGACGUCAUCCGCGCCCUCAUCUACAACGAGACACUGCGGUUCCACCCCGAGGAGGGCACGUACGACCCCAAGCUCUACACCAACCACUUUGCCGAAGAGAUCCAGGGCUCCGAUGACUGGCAGAUCCUCACUGCCAUGGACGACUCGGACUGGAACACGCCGCACGCCUCGCAGCCUCUCCACCGCCAGAACUGCGAGCCGAACCGCCCACGAGUCCGCGACUGUGCUAUGGACCCAGAGCUGCAGCGCACGCUGGUGCAGGAGGCCGAGACGCCCGCUGGAGCAUACGACCCCGAGACACCGGGCGGGCCGCCUCUGCCGUCGCUCGCCGCGCCGCCGCCGGCCGAGUGCGUCCGCACUGUUCUGGCGCUUCGCGGAGGCGGAGAUGGAGACGAAGAAGAAGGUGUGGAUGCGGAGGCGGGAGGCGCGGAUCUGGUCCGCGGCAUGACGCUCAGCCCGCUCAUCUCGGCCGAGGAGGCCGAGGCGCUGAUGGCGUGGGGCGAGGCCGUCGGCAUCGCCGAGGAGCCGACCCGCCGCAAGGACAUCCGCUCGAACACGCGGCUGCGAUUCUACUCGCCACGGCUGGCGGACGAGCUGUACGCCCGUCUCGCGCCGCACCUCGAGCCGGAGAUCGUCGUCCCGGGCCCAGGCGAGCCGCCGCGGCCGUCGCUCGGGCGAGGCGGCGCCAUCGGUCAGGAUGGGACAUGGCGGCCGACCGGGCUCAAUCCACUGUUUCGACUGUGCAGAUACGAACCCGGCGCCCACUUUGCGCCGCACUACGACGGCCAGUUUGUGGUCGACGCCGAGACGGCCUCGUUCAAGACCUGCAUGCUGUACCUCAACGCCGUGGCCGACGGCGGCGCCACCAACUUUCUCGACGACAGCCUACCGCUCUUCCGCGACGAGGAGCGCCACAUCUACCGUGCACCCGAUGAGGCUGUGUACCUCACACUUUCGCCCACGUCUGGUUGCGCCAUCAUCUUUAACCACCACAUCAUGCACGAGGGUGAGCAGCUCGGACCGGAAGCCGGCCGCAAGUACAUCCUGCGGACUGAUGUCAUGUACGCCCGCGUCGCUGGCUCAAGCGCUGUUCGCGAUCCCGACAAGCGGCGAGCGCUCGAUCUUUUCAAUGCCGCAGGCAAUGCUGAGGAUGCAGGCGACAUGGCCGAGGCCAUGCGCUUGUAUCGCAUCGCUUUCAAGCUUGAUCCCGCUCUGGGGCACGCGUAG